This is a messenger RNA of Chelmon rostratus (copperband butterflyfish), 2250 nucleotides long. RefSeq names its product solute carrier family 5 member 5 (gene slc5a5). Gene Ontology annotation, biological process: iodide transmembrane transport; sodium ion transport. The record is from RefSeq and is a predicted model, not a curated record. Lineage: Eukaryota; Metazoa; Chordata; Actinopteri; Chaetodontiformes; Chaetodontidae. Bases 170 to 2095 code for a protein of 641 amino acids. The transcript is spliced from 17 exons. Gene Ontology annotation, cellular component: membrane. Gene Ontology annotation, molecular function: symporter activity.
CACGCUCAUAAAGAAGGUGUAUGGAGGCCAGGCAGCUGCUGAGUAUUGAAGAAGGCUGUCAGCACAUUCCUCUUUCACUGAGUGGAAGCAACUGGACUGAAUGGAGUUGCAGUGAUCCCAAACAUCUGGAUCCACCAAACAAUAACACAAAGUGCAUCAAAGUAGAAUAAUGGAAGGGCAGUCUGCCAGCGAACCAGCCAGUUCAGGCUUCGUCCUGGCUGACUAUGCAGUCUUUGCUGCCAUGUUGUUCGUGUCCAUGGCCAUCGGAGUCUUCCAGGCCCUGAAGAAGGGCCGGACCGAGGCCAGAGCUGAUGACUUCUUCACUGGUGGUCGGAGCAUGCCGGCAGUGCCUGUUGGGCUGUCGCUCUGUGCUAGUUUCAUGUCAGCAGUCCAGGUUCUGGGUGUUCCCUCUGAGACGUCUCGCUAUGGCUUUAAAUUCCUCUACAUGUGUCUGGGACAAAGCAUCAACUCCCUGCUGACAGCUUAUCUCUUUCUUCCAGUUUUCUUUCGACUGGGCAUCACCAGCACCAAUCAGUACCUGAAGAUGAGAUUUGGCAGAGGGAUGCAGCUGUUGGGGAGUAUCCAGUUUCUCGUAGCGACGCUGCUUUACACAGGGAUUGUCAUCUAUGCACCUGCCUUGAUCCUCAACCAAGCAACUGGACUCAACUUGUGGGUGUCUCUGUUUUCUACUGGGAUCAUUUGCACCCUGUACACCACGCUGGGUGGCAUGAAAGCUGUGAUCUGGACUGAUGUGUUCCAGAUUUUUGUGAUGUUGUUGGGCUUUGUGGUCAUUUUCAUCCACGGCACAGUCCUGGUUGGUAGUCCUGCACUGGUACUGGAGAUCGCCAACAAUGGAUCCCGCAUUAAUUUCAAUGACUUUGACGUUGACCCGCGGCAGCGCUACACUUUCUGGAGCCUGACUGUCGGGGGUUCGUUGGUUUGGCUGUCCAUGUACGGGGUAAACCAAGCUCAAGUCCAGCGCUACAUCUCCUGCAGAUCAGAACGAGAUGCCCAGUGGGCGCUGCUUGUGAAUCAAGUGGGUCUGUUCCUGAUUGUGACCAGUGCAGGAACCUGCGGAAUUGUCAUGUUUGCUUAUUACUUCAACUGUGAUCCGCUGCAGUCUGGGAGGAUUUCUGCCCCUGAUCUGUAUAUGCCGUACUUCGUGUUGGACAUAUUCCAAAGUCAUCCUGGCUUUCCGGGACUUUUCCUCGCCUGUGCAUACAGCGGGACUCUGAGCACGGCCUCCACAAGUAUCAACGCAAUGGCUGCAGUAACAAUGGAGGACCUUCUGCGGCCUCAUCUGCUCCACAUGACCCAGAAGAAACUGAUCCUCAUUUCAAGGGGACUGUCCUUGCUAUAUGGACUCGGCUGUAUCACAGUAGCUGCUCUCUCCUCCUUCCUGGACUGGGGGGUACUUCAGGGCUCGUUCACUGUCAUGGGUGUGGUCAGCGGUCCAUUACUGGGCGUAUUCAUCUUGGGUAUAUUUGUCCCAGCAGCAAACAGGCUGGGAGCGUUCCUGGGAAUACUGGCGGGCUUCUGUGUCUCUCUGUGGCUGGCUGUUGGUUCAACUCUUUACCCGCCCAGUGAGGAGAUCAUGGGUGUCCUGCCCAGCUUCGCAGGCGAGUGCGGACCCAACAACUUCACCCAGAGCAGCAGCCCUACCCAGGAUCCACACUCCAUCUCCACGCUGCUGCGCCCCAGUAACCAGGGGGGCCUGCAUAACUUCUACUCCAUGUCCUACCUCUACUUCGGUGCCAUGGCAACCAGUUCGGUGGUGAUAGUCGGGUUGAUAGUGAGCUACGCAACAGGGCCAACAAAGAGGAAUCAUAUUAAAGAGGGUUUGUUAUGGUGGGAUCUGAAAAAAAAGCAAGUCGAGGUCCCAUCAGAGCGCAGAACUAGAACGAUGUCCAGGAUGUUUCCAUGCCUUCUUCACAAUGCAUGCUGGGAUACACAUGUGAGCCCGAAUAGCAAUAACCAGGGUGACAAGGCAGCAGAUAAACCACAGCGUGUGCCUCUGAGGGCCCUGCAUAAGGAAGAUGAAAAAGAGGAAGGGCUAACAGAUGUUGGGAAUAUUAAUUCACCGCUCAGGGUUUAGGUUUUGGACUGAAAACUGAAAGUUUUUAUCCAAAAUCGCAGUGAUGGCAUUUCCUGUCUUGUAGCCCAAACUCCUAAUUCAUAAAGUCUGCAUUACAAUAAGAGCUGUGUUUAGUUUAAACAAAAGACAAUUUUUAAAAAAUGUAUUCUUUAAAA